Symbiodinium sp. CCMP2456 is the source of this 873-nucleotide messenger RNA. Lineage: Eukaryota; Dinophyceae; Suessiales; Symbiodiniaceae. The record is from the annotation of a GenBank genome assembly.
AUGAGCAACGCGGGGAUGGACACAAGCGGCUUCAGGGCUUCAGACGAGCUUCCCGCAGACUCGACCUGGGAGCGGUUCACUGUGGUCGAUGUCGGGGAUGGCUCCAUCGCUUUGCACAGCGGUGUCCACAACCGCGGCUUGGUCUUUCACACCGAUGGCGUAAGGGAUUCGCCGGCCCGUGUCUUCUUGCGCCGAAACUGGCCUGAGGACAAGGUCCAGGCAGCUCUUUUCGUUCGUUCGGUUGCGCAGAGCUUUGCGAUAGCCGAACACUUCUCGAGUUUCAAGCGACACCGGGUAAAGACCAUCACCCCAACCACCACUUCGGCUGAAGCUGAGCAGCGACAUGGGAUCAGCACUCAGGGCCAAUCGGUUGACGGCUUCGUCUCGUUGUCGGAUGAUGGGAUCGUGGGCGUGAGCGAAGCAAAGAAUCUUGCUGGUGCUUACGUGAGGGAACGGAACGCAACAGAGCUGCCGGCGGCCCUUGAGCGCUUCCGCGUGGUGCAGGUGGUCAGGCCCUUCCUGGAGCCCGGGUCCGUAGUCGCCUUGCAUUGCGCACGCUGGAACCGCUUCCUGCGCAUGAACAGUCAGGCGGACAUGGAUAGCAGCGGCUGGAGGGACGUGGACUCGCUUCCGGAUUCGUGGACCUGGGAGCGCUUCACCGUUGUCGAUGCUGGGCAUGGGAAGAUCGCGCUCCACAACUCUGUGCACAAUCGCUUUGUGACGAUGAACGGCGCGGAAAUGGAAACCAGUGUCCCCAUGGCCAGCAGCGACCUGCCUGCAUAUUCUACCGGCGAGGCUUUCGCGGUGAGAUAUUUCCCAACUGGGGAGAUUGCCUUGCACAACACCUUCUUCAAUCGGUACGUCCGCAUGACA